This is a messenger RNA of Setaria italica (foxtail millet), 1476 nucleotides long. Its product is annotated as L10-interacting MYB domain-containing protein-like. Bases 1 to 1476 code for a protein of 491 amino acids. The record is from RefSeq and is a predicted model, not a curated record. The transcript is spliced from 4 exons. Lineage: Eukaryota; Viridiplantae; Streptophyta; Magnoliopsida; Poales; Poaceae.
AUGGCCGGAUACCGUGAUUGGGUAUCGCAGGGUGCUUCAUCCUCGGCGGCCCCUUCGUUCCCUAUUCCUGCGCCCAUUCCCGAUCCAGAGGAGUUGGAGUUCAUGUCCCAAGGCCCGUCGCGUGCUCGGGCGGCUCCAUCUCUCUCGGCUGGGAGGGUCAACAUGCAGGAUCUUGAUCUGAACUCCCAGGACGAGUCCUUCCCCUACCUCGAUGAAUACACUGACAUUCUGGAGUUUGGAAGAGGACGCGGCGAUGGUGUUCAGAUCGGCUCGUUUCAACCUCCCCGUCAGACCGAUGGUGGUGUUCCAAUCGGCCGGGGAAGGGGUGGCACUGCACGUGGUGGCCGCCGUGGUCGGGGAAGGCGAGGUACUGCUUCACCUUCGCCGCCUUCAGAUGCAAGUCCUCCUAUCCGGCAACAUCUUCGUGGGAGAUUGGGACGAGGCGCAACCUCUGCUGCCUAUUCUACAUCCAUGAACACAGAGGAUGUUGAACAAUUGGACGAGGAAUCUGGGGAGGAUCAUCAUAACAAAUGUCAUAGAGCAAACUGGAGCGAAUUAAACACAGGAAUUUUUUGCGAAUUAGCUGUGGAACAAAUCCGUAUAGGCAAUGCAACAGGUGGGGUGGUCAAUUCUAGAGGUUUCAAGGAAAUAGCUGCCAAAUUUGCGGAGAGGACUACCAUCAGGCAUGAACCGAAGCAAUUCAGAAAUAGGUGGGAUCAAUGCAAGAAAUUAUAUGAAUUUUACGUUUUCGCGAUGAAACAAUCAGGAUUAGGUAGGAAAAAUAAUGGAGCCAUUUCAGCAAGUAAAGCCUGGUGGGAUAAAUACUGCAAGUAUCCAGAAUGCCGUAAAUUUAGCAAGUUCCUACCUCACUAUCUUGAGCUGCUGUAUGAGAUGUACCACAAAAAUGUAGUUGAUGGAUCAACUACAACCAUACCAGGAGAUGUGGAUGAAGAUAGGCAGGAGGUACCUGAAGAAGAUGACUUCCAAUUUGAUGUGGAGGACUACCCUGAACAGAGCCCUAUGAGCCCUAUGAGUAAUGGCAGCAAGAAAAGGAGUACCAGUACAAAUGAUACAGCAUCAAGCCCUCAAAAGAAGAGUAAAAGUCCUUUUUUCAAGAUGUUCAAGGGCCUCAUAGACACUAUGCAUGAGGGGAUCUCUGAAGAUAACACUACCAUGAGGGUGAAGAUGGAGUUGCAGUUGAAGCAGAGGGAAAUGGAACUGCAACAACAACUGAAGCAGAAGGAGCUGGAGUUGGAAUUUAGAAGGCAUUCUCAUGACAAAGAAGAAGAUGAGUUCAGAGCAAGCCUUCUAUUGGCACAGGAGUGUGGAGCAUCAGAAGAGUCAGAAGAGUACUUUUUUGCUAUGGAGUUGUUUAGGGAUAGACUUAACAGGGUAGCUUUUGGCACACUAUCGACAAAGGAAGCAAGGUUCAAAUGGUUGCAAACUAAGUGUGGGAAGACCUUUGGCCGGCCAUGA